ACGUGACCGGGCGCGUCAGUGCGCACUGGAGACUGGAGACUGAGGAAGGGCACCCAAACCAUCCGCCUCAUUUACACACAGAGCCGUUUACCACCAAGCCCCCUCCGCGAGGAGAAGCAGCAGCAGAAGAAGACGGCUCAGUUUCUUCCACACUCCUUCACGCCACGGAAACUUCGCGUGAGCUACGAGGCUGGAUUAUUUGACCCGAGAAGGGAAUUCGGUGGCUAAAAUAGGUUCUCAGACUCUUGUCAGACGCGCACCGAGGUCUCUCUCUCUCUCGCUCUCUCUCUCUCUCUCUCGCUUCCUGCGUGGCUUUAACUCCCAACUCGGCUGAGUGAGUGGGUGAGGGAGUGAGUGAGAGACAGACCUGGAUUUUGCUCCGCGGCUCUCUCAGGACAAGGCUGAGAAAACAUACCCUGCACUCACGCAGCCGCACCGAGCCUGGAGCAGCAGCAGAGCCUGCGUGCUGCCGGUGGGAUCAAGGAUUUUGUGGAUUAAUGCUCCUGAAGACACGGCGACGAGCUUCGGGUUUUUUUCUUCAUGGGAUAAUUUGCGGAUAGCAUUGAGGCUUAAUUAGGCCCCGGUUUGAAUAAUGUCAACAACAGCCAAUGCACGCUGAUAGUCUUGUUGGAGACCUUUUAUUAUUAUUAUUAUUGCUCAGAGAGAACAUACAUCCGAGCUGCGUGGUGGAUUUUCUGUUAGUUCAGAAGAUUUAAAAGCUGCCCGGAGGUGAUGGUGUUCUACUCCCGGAGGAAACGUCGACUGUCCCGUCAACCCUGACUCUUUAUUUUAUUUUUAUUUCGUGGAUCUGGUCUGCUGGAGAACAGCUACGGAGACUGGCGCAUGCUACAGAUUUCCUCCGCUCGUCCAGCUCCCAGGUUUUCCACCGUCUCUUCUCCGGCUGCUUGUCAUUGCCUAGACUUGGAUCCCGGAAUCUUCAUGAUUUGCGGACACCAUGCUCGUUUUUUAGCCGGGAAAUCUUCUUUUCGUCCCGCAUGUUUAGGACCAAACGAUCGGGGCUCGUCCGGCGACUCUGGAGGAGCCGUGCGCCCGUGGAGGGCGACGGGGAGACGGAUAGAGGAACGCAUGGCUCCGGGGGCUGCUGCAUGGGCAAAGCGACAAAGGUGGCCAAGUCCAACGCAGGCUCGGAGGCUGAACUGAAGGCGUUGACCCACUCUUUGCUGAAAAAGAUCAAAGAGAAACAUUUAGAGGUGCUUUUGCAGGCGGUGGAGUCCAAGGGGGGUGCCCGCAGCCCUUGCUUGCUGCUGCCCAGCAAAGUGGACGCCAAAGUGGGUCAGCAGUCUUACUCUCUCCCCAUGCUGCUCUACAAAGUGUUCAGGUGGCCGGAUCUCAGGCAUUCCUCGGAGCUGAAGAGGCUGUCUUGCUGUGAAUCCUACGGGAAAACCAACCCGGACCCCGUUUGCUGCAACCCGCACCACAUGAGCAGGCUUUGUGAACUCGAGUCUCCCCCUCCUCCAUAUUCGCGCUAUCCCAUGGAUUAUCUCAAACCACCAGAUUCUCCAGACUCUGGACCUUCAUCCAGUGAGACUGGAGGAACGACGUACUCGGCCCCCGUGGGGCUUUCAGGUGAAUAUCUCUACAAGUUCACAUCGCCCAUUCAUCUUCUCUCCUCAUCAUCUUCCUCCCCUGUUUUCCUUUCCUUCUUCUUUGCAUUCCUCCCAACACACACACACACACACACGCACGCACGCACGCACGCACGCACGCACGCACGCACGCACACACACACACACACACACACACACACACACACACACACCAUCUCCUCUCCAUACUUUGAGAUGAUGAGGCUGUGAUUGUGGGGGCCCCUGCUUCCCCUCUGUAAUAAAAAGCCAGUGGAGGAGGUGGAGGAGGAGGAGGGUGGUGUAGUUCUCCCACAGCCACAUAAAUUCUUCCCUCCUGGCUCUUUUGAACAACACUCCUCUUUUCUUCCCGCUCUCUGUGUGAUGUUGUAAUAGAAGACCAACAUGCCGGGUCGUUGUUUGCAGAAGAAUAUGCUCAGUUCAUGUGAUGUGUGUGUGUGUGUGGGGGGGGGGGGGGGUCCCUUCAAGUGACAUUUGAGUGUUUGUUUCGGCAUGUUUGCACGUACAGGAGGCAUCUUUGUAGUCGGGGAACUCUCCUCUAGGCUGUGUGUGGAUAAGGGUGAGACACAGACGCCUUUCUCUCUGCCAGCUCUGAUGCCGGACGUGUUUUUGGGCGUCUGCAGCCUUCCCCUCUAAUCGCCCGUCGGCGACGCAUCACCUCCUUUAGCAGUCGUCGCCCAGGGAGCACAACGAGGCGAUGCUUCUGAGAGGAGGAGCGCUUUGGCUUCGUGCUGCUCUCCGCUCUGCUUUUGCUGCAGAUGGUUCUCAUUAUUGGCCCUUUUUAAAGCCUGUUUUAUGUCAGUUAGUGUUCGCUGCCCAUUCCCCCCCCCCCCCCCCAUCCUUUGUUUGGUGGUAGGGGGUGGAGGUUUUAGCCUUGCCUGUCUGAGCUGUUGAAGAAAAAUCAGAGGCUUUAAAGAGCAGAAGAUCCAGAAAUCCUGCUCUCCUCUGACCUGUGGGACGGACGCUACAGUCCUCCCAGUGUGCAUUCACUAAAGACACGUUUUUAAAAUGUGUAACCCAAGAAGGCUUAAACAGCCACCCCUUCACCAGUCAGGUGCCACCCCUCCUCUGUCUUUUCCACCUCCUCCCCUGUUUUUCCUUCCUGGUGAGGAUGACAUGACAGUGGCACCCAGCCGUUUGGUAAAUGGAGCUCCUCAGUGAGAGCAGGAGAGGCUGAUGGCCAAAGCGCUCUGCCCUCAUGAUUUCCCUGGCAAGCUCGGAGGAAAAGAAAAGGAGAGAGAGAGAGAGAGAGAGAGAGAGAGAGA
This is a messenger RNA of Nothobranchius furzeri (turquoise killifish), 2869 nucleotides long. Lineage: Eukaryota; Metazoa; Chordata; Actinopteri; Cyprinodontiformes; Nothobranchiidae. The record is from RefSeq and is a predicted model, not a curated record.